Rhizoctonia solani is the source of this 1803-nucleotide messenger RNA. RefSeq lists its product as uncharacterized. The transcript is spliced from 4 exons. NCBI's taxonomy places the organism in Eukaryota, Fungi, Basidiomycota, Agaricomycetes, Cantharellales, Ceratobasidiaceae. Bases 1 to 1803 code for a protein of 600 amino acids. The record is from RefSeq and is a predicted model, not a curated record.
AUGACUGGUUCUGCUACCGCCCGCACGACGACCGAGACAUUCAGCUCUGUCGAGUUCGUGCUCAUGCUGCUGUCGAUGUACGCAUGCGUGACGAAGGAGGUGCGCACGACGGUCAUGUUCCUGCUCGAGAUCGUCUUUGGCUAUGAACCGCUGAGACGGAGGUACGGGCGUGAGCCAAGGCUGCACGAAGUGCAGACGCUGUUCGAGCCCCUAUUGGAGCUGGCGCGCAUCCACGGAGCGGAAUACAAGCGCGAAGACAUACAAACCAAGGAGGACGCGAUGGGGAUGGUGACCGGGAUACUGCGGCCGAUCCUGAUCCGUCUCAGCGCGGCCGAGUUCGCAGAGAUCCACAGCAAGGCUGACGAGGCGGUGGACAUCAUGCUGUGCGCGUCGGCUCGCGAGAUAGAGGAGAUGAUCGCGGAGUGGACGUGCGAGGCUCGAGCGAACGCGAAGCUGCAGAACUGGCUGGAGUGGUCGCGGACGUACCUGUACCCCGAUCAGAUGGACAUGAAGCCCGUGGACGUACCGAAGGCGGGAGAGAUUGCGGCGCAAUACGUGUUUGGAGAGUCGGCGGCAGCGUGGACGGGCUGCGGACUUCGACGGACAGAGCGAGUGGAGAAGCUGCGGCGGGGCGCGGUCGAGGAGGACAUGCCGAUGGACAAGUCGGGGAGACAUGGAAAGGGGCCACUGCCGACAAGACCGUGUCCUGUGGAAGUGAUGGUGACGUCGCCGACGGCUCUGGACGUUGGACAAACGGAACGGGCAGGACCAGUGACGAUAAGGAUGAGUCUGGGACGAUUCGUGCGAUCGCAUCGCGGGGUAGGACGCAGGUGCGGAAGUGGAGAUGAAAGCGAAGAACGAAUGGAACGCGAGGGGCUGGAGAAGUACAAGUAUGGCGGAGUAGCUUUGGACAGUGCGGAGGAGCGGACUACGACGGUGGACUCGUCGGACUCGGAAUGGACGGCGGACUCGUGGGAGACCAGCAGCGGACUGGAGGAAACGUGGAAGAUUCAGACAUCACAGACCUGGCCGUGUUUGGAUACGACGACAAUCAAAGGCUCGAGCUUGGAACUGAUAAAUGAGUGCAGCCUGGUGGGAUCACAGAGUGCGCCUGGACUGACCAACGCCGCUCGCGAGUACUCGCGGAGCGAGCUGGCCACGCGCGGGACGUAUGGAGCUCUGGACGGUCUGAGCGGCCAGUGUGACUUGUCACGGGCGUUCUCGAUCAGGUCUGGACCGUGGACUGCGUCGAUGGAGUCGGAUACCUCGGACUGGUCUCUGCAGCUGGACUGGCUGGAGCACGAGGAUGAUAGCUGUGUGAUGUCUCGCGGCGGGUCUGUUGGCAAGCUGAGCGACAUCUCGUACGAGUCGUUCCGGUUCCCUCGGGUGAAGGGUGGGAAUGGACUGGGCUGGGAGCAGGAGUCGCGCUUGAACUCAGACUCGUGCUCAGACUCGGAUCGGACAGCAACGACGGCAGCGGCAGCGGCAGCGACCUUGGGGACAUCGGUGGAAAGCCUGUUCGAUGGGUGGGCGUCGGACUGGCAGUCGGACCAGCUGUGGAUGUGGAAGUGCGCGAUAGACGAGGAUCAUGCGGCGCGAGCGCAAGAGGAAGCGGCGGCAGAGCAGUACGCGUGGUGGGCGUCGGAUUGGGAGAGGCGGGAGCUGGAUGAGUGGAGGAAGGGGAUGGAGCGGGAGGUAGAAGUGCGAGUGGACAGGAAGAGGAGGCGAGUGGAGAUGACUGGGCCUGUGGAGAAGUGCGCUGGGAGACUGGUGAAGAAGAUCCGUUACGCUCUUGGGUUCUAA